UAUUAUAGCCGCGUCUCGUCCUGCUUCCUGUUGUGGAUUUGAGGCUCCGAGUUUCGGCUUCCUGGAAAAAUACCCUUAUGAUCCAAAUAACGCGUUUGUGUACUCUCGUAGCAGACGUUACACGCAGUCCAUCUUUAGGUAAGAACUGCGUAAAGUCCAUUGCAACACCGUAAACUCGCUUCCUCCCGUCGACACACGAAACCAAGGCAAGACGAGUGCCCUACAUAAUGCAAUGGGGACCGGGUACCGUGAUCACUUCUGUUGUGACAGUCACGAUUUCGAUUGCCAUAACACUCUUCAUUUUGAACGAGGAAGAUUUGGAGACCAGAGCGUUGCUGGAUAUUUGGGGCGAGCAGGAUGUGCAGACGGCGCUGGACGGAAACUUUCGGAACAGUCAUGUCUACCGCGACGUAGCUUGCAGAUUGGGAGAAAUGGGCUUCGAAAGGACACCAGAGCAGUGCAGGAUACGCGUGAAGAGUUUGAAAAGGCAAUACUACCAGGCGAAAGAAGGCACGAAGAAAAACGGACAGUACCACAAAAUUUGCAAGUUUUACGACGAGAUGGAGAGGAUCCUGAGCAACAGACCUCACAUUGAUCCUCAGGACAUGAUGGAUAGUACUGCCAUUGGGGACGAAACCAUGGACGGCACCGAAGAGGAAGGUGAUGUAGGUAUCGACCAUCCGCAGGAGGCUUACGUGGAGAGCACAGGCGAAUGCUCCUACGCCGAACACCCUGUCAAGUUAGAGUACCCACCCCUCCCUAUUCCAGUAACAGUGGGAAACAGUACGACACCCAGGCAGAACAACAUCCAGAGCGGCCUGUCGGGCACCAGGCCCAAGCGCUCCAAGAAGCGCUACACCAACCUGUCCCUGGACAAGCUGAUGGAGAAGUUCCUGGAGCAGAGCAUGGAGGCGGAGGAGAACUUCUACAAGUACGAGGAGCAGCGGCUGCGGGUGGAGGACAGGAGACGCGAGGCGGAGCACUCCCGUGAGCUCCAGAUGCUCCAGGUGUUGGGCCAGAUGUUCGCCAGGAUCAGCAGCCCCGCCGCCACGCCCGCGCCCCCCCACUCGCACCCCUCCCAGAUGGCCCCCCCCACCGCCGCCACGCACCCCCCGCACGUUCACCACCACCACCGCCCAGCCGAGCACCCCAACCGCGGCAUGGCGUCCGCCCCGGCCCAUCCGCUAGUUAUCGAGCGCUCAUUCUCCCUGGGCAACGCGAUGCAGAGGAGCGCGGAGAACCUCCUCCCGCUGGUGAGGAACAUCGUCCCUCCUCUGACCCAGAAAAAGCACAAGGGGCAGGACGGCCGGGUCGGGAUCAUCGGCGGUUGUCGAGAGUACACAGGAGCACCUUAUUUUGCGGCAAUCUCAGCUCUAAAAGUGGGGGCAGAUUUGUCUCAUGUGUUUUGUACCAAAGACGCUGCCACCGUGAUCAAGUCCUACAGUCCCGAGCUGAUCGUGCACCCAGUGCUAGAUGGCUCCAAUGCAGUGGACGAGGUAGAGAAAUGGCUGCCAAGACUGCACAGCAUUGUGGUUGGACCAGGUUUAGGGCGAGACGAUAAGCUUCUUAAAAACGCCAAGGAGAUAAUCGAGAAAUCCAAAGCCAGAGAUAUUCCCAUAAUUAUCGAUGCGGACGGUCUUUGGCUUGUUGCCCAGCAACCGUCUGUCAUCCAGGGUUACCAGAAGGGCAUCCUCACGCCCAAUUUCAUGGAGUUCAGUCGCCUGUACGAAGCAGUGCAUCACGAACCCCUGGACAGCAGAGACAAUCAGAGAAGUGUCAUGCAGCUGAGUGCAGCCAUGGGGAACCUGACCGUGGUGUUGAAGGGGGAAGAGGAUAUCAUCACCGACGGCAACCGAGUGAUUGUGUGCAGUCAGGAAGGCAGCGGCCGCAGGUGUGGGGGGCAAGGUGAUCUCCUGUCGGGGUCUUUGGGAGUGCUGGCACACUGGGCCUUCUCUGUCCCUGCAGAGACUAUGAAAAGCACAACCCCUCCGCUGGUGGCUGCGUACGGGGCAUGCGCCCUGACCAGGCAGUGUAACCGGCAGGCCUUCCACAAGCAUGGCCGGGCCACCACCACCUCCGACAUGAUCCAGGAGAUCGGCAGCGCCUUCAAGACCCUGUUCGAGAGCUGAGCCGGGGAAGGCGGGGGGGGGGGGUCGUUCCAGUCCCCUCCCUCCCGCCCGCCACCGCAGACCCAUAAGCUCUCCGACGUCACUCCUUAUAGCCGAAGAGCGGAGAUAGCCGCACUUGAAGUCAUUACACACUUUCGAAGACCCUUUAGCAGUAGAAUUCCUGAACCUCGCGAACGAAACUGGGUAAGGAAAAAUACGUCUAUGUAGCUGGAGAACUGCAAAGGUUUCUGAACCGAAGCCAACCUUUGAAUUAAAUAAUUAACACAUUAAGCAUCCGAAGAUUAAUUAAGGGCUUCCUUGCAUUUUUUUUUGGUGCAUAUUACUUCACAUUAACCCCAAAGGAAGCACUGUCUACUGUAACACCUAACCUGUUGGAAAACAUCUUUAUUAUUCGUUGUACACUGGAGUGACUGUUUGUGUUUCAAGUGCCUAAUUUCUUCGUGACCAGCAUUACUCAACAUUGGAAGUGCACUCAGGUGCAUUCCCUCAGCUCCUGAUUUGAUUGGAUAGUGGGGACUGUCGUCAAAUUACCUCGGUGUUCAGCAUCUUUCAGCCCUCUUCACGCUCAGCACCACUUGGAGAGCAUCACUAAAGUGAAGACAGUGGAAGUUCCCACAGCCCCUGAAGCUCAUGGCCAGAUCUCGUCUUCCAUACCAGACACAAGCAAGCAAGUGCUGGCUGACUGGAAGGCAUACAGCACAAAGCCUGUGGCAUUAUGGGUAAUAUAUUUUUGUCCAUACAAUCUAGCCAUGACAAUCACUGUUAAACCUUUGCAGUUGUCCAAUACAGUGAGAACAUGUAAAUGAUGUAAUGUAGCACUGUGUGACACAAUUUGUUCCUUUUUCGUUAACCCUUAAUCUGUCGGUAUUAAAAGAGUUUCGAAAA
This is a messenger RNA of Conger conger (European conger), 3014 nucleotides long. It is a transcript of the gene naxd, whose product is annotated as NAD(P)HX dehydratase. The record is from RefSeq and is a predicted model, not a curated record. Lineage: Eukaryota; Metazoa; Chordata; Actinopteri; Anguilliformes; Congridae. Gene Ontology annotation, molecular function: ATP-dependent NAD(P)H-hydrate dehydratase activity. The coding region runs from base 228 to 2129 and encodes 633 amino acids. The transcript has 12 exons. Gene Ontology annotation, biological process: metabolite repair.